This is a messenger RNA of Scophthalmus maximus (turbot), 1103 nucleotides long. RefSeq names its product MANSC domain containing 1 (gene mansc1). The record is from RefSeq and is a predicted model, not a curated record. The annotation marks the transcript as partial. The transcript has 5 exons. Lineage: Eukaryota; Metazoa; Chordata; Actinopteri; Pleuronectiformes; Scophthalmidae.
CGGGGAGAUGGAUGAUGUAACCCGGGUUAGUGAGGCCGAACCGAGCUGCGUGUCCCGGGUUGGGCGUGACGCUCCGGACGAGGACGAGUCGACCGUGGAGGCUCACCUGGUGGGUCGUGGGUCAGAUACCAGCGUCUCUAAAUCAGAUAAGUUCCACAGGAGACGGACUAAAGUCUAGUUCUGUGGACUGUGGACCCGCAGAGCUGCCGAGCGUCUGAUGGAGGACGGGUCACGUCGUCGACACGAUCGUUUGUGUGGAUCUCGUCUCUCCUCCCGCCGUCGACACUGAGGCGUUUCUGAUCACAGAGAGUCGACCUGCAGCAGCCAUGUUUCCUCCAGAGUCCAGUCGAGCCUCGCAGACGCAGUUCGUCUCCACCGCCGCCGCCGUCGUGGUGGUGAUGAUGCUGUCGUUGCUGCCCGUGUCGGCCGUGGAACCGGAGACUUGUUUUUCCAGACAACACCAGAGCGUCAGAGUCAACGUGCGACUGGCCGUGAACCGAGCGGGGACGCUCAUGGACACUCGGGUGGUCGCCUCGGAGCGGGACUGCGUCCUCGUCUGCUGCUCACAGGAAGUCAAACCAGGUGCAAAGUGCAACAUGGCUGUUUUCAACGGCAACAAAGCGUCCAGCGAUGGAAACUGUCUCCUGUUCCACUGUCCGUCGGAGCAGGACUGUCCACUGAUGAAGGCUCAGGGCGGAAUCAACACCUACGACAUCUACAAAGGGUUGAUUCAUCCGACCACAGUGAGACCUGUCACCGCCACAGUCACACAACCAACCACCACUCCCUCUACACCAACAACACCAACAACAACUACACCUACAAUCACCACCACACAAAGUACAACAAAGACCACACAACCCACCACAACAACAACAACUACCACAACCUCACCGCCAACCACACAGGCACCAAACACCACCACAACGCCUCCACCCAUCAUCAUCAUCGCCACCAUGCCUGCAAUAACUCCAUCACCCACCACCACAACGACAACACCAACAACAACAACCACGACAACAACACCAACCACAAUAACAACACCAACCACAAUAACAACACCAACCACAACAACAACAACAACUACGACAACAACACCAACA